AUGAUAGAUAUGUACUAUAAGAAAUGCUUAAAACGUCAGCACUGGACGAUCCUAAAGCGGGAACUCAUCAAUUUCUUCCAGGAAAGGGAGAGAUGCACAGAAGUCACUUUAAAUGCUCUUGAAUGGCCAAAAUUCAUUCGUAGAGAAGUACUAUGGAGCGAAGGAUUAAUCCCUGCCCUAAUUUCUGGUCAUGGCCCUUCGCAUAAAAUAUGUCUUAGAAGGGAACAUAUUUACCCGUUAGCAUUUGAAGAAGAACAUGGCCAUUUGAGCCAUUUGUUCACCGGAAGACUUUAUAAUCUACGUCUUGGUGGAAAUGUUAUAAAGUGUAUAAUAUCGCAUGUACAAGCAGAUCCUGUUGAAAAAUCGCUAUAUUUUUUGAAGUUCAAGAGGCAUAUUGAGGGGGAAAUUAGUGAAGUUGAUAUACCCUGUACACUAAUUGGUCUAAUGGCAUCUCCAGCAUACCUAAAGGGCUAUCACAUCGAAUUGAUGAUGCCCACAGUAAAGUGCGAAGUUGCAGGUGCUACUAUACCUCCUCCCUUUAAAAUAGAUGUUUCUAACCUUGAUUACAAAGAACCAUUUAGUUCCAUAUAUCUCGAAGAUAUACUACAUCUACUUCCCAAGGAUGAAAGUGUUUUAUUCCAUAGAUCAUAUGAUAUAGAGAAGCAAGAAGUUGUAUGUGCAUAUUUACCGGGUACAUUGCCAGAAGAGCCACUUCCAAGUGACUAUGUGGACCCGAACUUCCUCAACAAAAAAGGGCGACGCAUUCAUUUAACAUACAAAGGAUUCUGGCCAAAGCAAUAA
Messenger RNA from Theileria equi strain WA, 801 nucleotides. RefSeq lists its product as hypothetical. Gene Ontology annotation, molecular function: 5S rRNA binding. Gene Ontology annotation, cellular component: cytosolic large ribosomal subunit. The transcript is spliced from 2 exons. Lineage: Eukaryota; Apicomplexa; Aconoidasida; Piroplasmida; Theileriidae. The record is from RefSeq and is a predicted model, not a curated record. The coding region runs from base 1 to 801 and encodes 266 amino acids. Gene Ontology annotation, biological process: translation.